Durotheca rogersii is the source of this 1694-nucleotide messenger RNA. RefSeq lists its product as uncharacterized. The record is from RefSeq and is a predicted model, not a curated record. The transcript has 3 exons. NCBI's taxonomy places the organism in Eukaryota, Fungi, Ascomycota, Sordariomycetes, Xylariales, Xylariaceae. The coding region runs from base 309 to 1448 and encodes 379 amino acids.
GCAAAGAAGGAUCAGGGGUAAAGGUAAGAAGUACCUAUCUAAGGUACCUAACCUAGGAUAUCUGGCAUAUCAGGUACCUGCCGAUCUAUAGAUGUACCUAUCCAGCAGCGGGAAGAACAUAUAGGAGGUACCUGUCUACCUUAGGCGCCUGACUUCCAGCGAGCGAGGAGGGCCACCACCACCACUCCCUCGUCGAUGGAAUCCGAUACGGUUUCGUAUACUUCAUCGCGAAUCCCACAUCCUUUGGGCGCUCGCACGCCUCAUUCUCGGUCGGUGGUGGUUUAUGUGUUGAGUAGCUACCUAGGCACAUGUCAGCGUGUUCCACGCAGGUCGUUUCUCCCCUUCUUAACCACCCCCGCUUCGCCUGGCCUGCCCCUCGCCGAAUCGCCUUCUAUCCGACAGAGGGAGAUGACAGACACAGGCCCGGGGAGCAGACACAGAGACAGAUAGAUAAUAACCCUUGUCUCGCCCAACCGGCCCAGGUCAUCCAACUGGCCUCGCCCGCUUUCCUUCUCGCCAGUAAUUCUUCGUCGAGACUACGGCCACUGCUGGUUCUGCUACGGCGAGCACGCUCCCGCACCAACCGCCGGCCAACCAAACCAGACGGUAUACCGUUGCGCUCUAGUGUCUUGUCGCCGUCACAUUAUCGAGGUCCACUCCUGGCAAAUCCGGUCUCGACAAGACGGGGCCCCAUAUCUCUUUACACAGAGACCCGACGGGUUUUAUCCACUGUCACUGCAACGGCAGCUCUACCUCUCUCCUCCCUCCUCCUCCUCCUCCUCUUCUUCUUCUUCUCUCUUCUCCCUUUCCCCCUCCCCCUCUCCCUUACUCCCCCCCCUUCAAGUAAGAGAGAGUCUGUCGAGCUUUUUGGCAUUUCCCCACUCGUCCACACACAUACGCUCAUUCUCUCUCUCUCAUAUCCCGUCUUCACACUCCUUUCUUUUUUUUCGCCCUUCCCAUCUGCGCCGUCGAGCCCCUCGCAGCUUGUCCUGCUGGCUUAUACCUAUAUCGAGACUGGUUCACCUGCCUACCUGGUUGCCGUGGUCGCACAACCCCCCGAUCACCGAGGAAACUCGAGAGGAGUUUUUGUCGACUCUUUGGACCAUCCACUCCGAAUAUCUCCCUGCCCGCUCCCCCAUACCCGUAUACCUAGGUUCCUCCUAUCUUCCACCACCACCACAACCUACCUACAACCUGCAGAGCAGCUGGCAUCUUUCCCCCCGCUGAGUAAUCGCAAUCCGACCCUCUGGACUCGUACUCGGCCAAACUACCUUGGUUGUCGUGGUCCAUUAGCCGAAAGCCGUGUAGCGAUGCACCCUCCUCUAGUCGUGAGCCGGCCACACGCGCAGCUUCAGACUACGAACAAAGGCGCCAAGACCCAGCUUGAUCCGGUGUACCUCCUGUCACUUCCUCCCCCUAGGUUGGGAGGGACCGGACGAAACGUCUGAAGUUCUGUAACACGGAGAGACAACUCUAUGCACUCUUUGGCCUCAACUCCAUCCGAGCGUCCUCCCUCAGUCCUCCCUCGCGGUCCGAUCACGUACCUAACCGCAACUCCGACGCGCCAAAGCCGAACACGACGAACAUCGGGAAGCUGUAGCGCUCGGGUCGCCAGCCUCAGAGAAGACAAUUCGGAUCGCAGCGCUGCAAGCACGGCCCACUCGACCCCCCCCCCUUGCGACGGCAUCUCCACC